CGAAGUCAACGAGAGGCGCUCGUGUUGUGCUGACAGUAGCGACGGGAGGAUAACGAGCGUCUCGUAGUUUUUGUAUUUUUAACACACUAACCACUGAAAAAAGGAAAUUUGCGGCGUUUUGUUCUCGUCAAGAAGCCCCCAAUUAAAGUGUCCUUCGGCUUCUUGUCUUAACAUUGGUUGCUUGAAGACUUCCUGCUGGCGAAUUGCAUCAGUUGGCCCGGAGGGUCCUCGUCACCCUCUGCUCCCUUCACGUCAGCGCUUUAAAAAAUGACCGGAGAGAAGAUCCGAUCCCUGCGGAAGGAUCACAGACCUAGUAAGGACGAUGACUUGUUGGAACCCGGCGAAGAGGCAGCUAUCGGGACGUUUACCACAUCCAAGACGAAUAACAAGAGCAGGGCGAGUCGACUCUUCAGCAACCACAAGUUGGUCAAGUCAGCCUCCACGCAGCAGCAACAGCAGAAGCAGAACCAGCAUGUCAAUGCCAACAGUACGCUGUCAUUAGCCGAUGUCGUCGACGACAACAACAAAAACCCCAUUAUCCGAAGUGGACAAGACUUUCCGGUCCACGAAUGUGUGUUCAAAGGAGAUGUGCGGCGCCUCUCUUCGCUUAUACGGACUCAAAACAUAUCUCAGAAAGAUAUGCAUGGAAACACACCAUUGCAUCUGGCUGUCAUGUUGGGGCACAAAGAGUGUGCCCAUCUGUUGCUGGCCCACAAUGCACCAGUGAAGGUGAAGAAUGCUCAGGGAUGGAGCCCCCUUGCAGAGGCUAUUAGCUACGGAGAUAGACAGAUGAUAACGGCGCUGCUGAGGAAGCUGAAGCAACAGUCCAGGGAGAGUGUCGAGGACAAAAGGCCAACGUUGUUGAAUGCACUGAAAGAGCUUGGAGACUUUUACCAGGUACUUCAAUGGGAUUUCCAAAGUUGGGUGCCUCUGCUCUCCAGAAUUCUACCGUCGGAUGCCUGUAAAAUCUACAAACAGGGACUCAACAUCAGACUGGACACCACCCUGAUCGACUUCUCGGAUAUGAAGUGUCAACGCGGUGAUCUGAGUUUCAUCUUCAACGGCAACGCAAUCCCUUCGGAGUCCUUUGUGGUGUUGGACAACGAGCAGAAAGUAUACCAGCGCAUACACCAUGAGGAGUCAGAGAUGGAGACGGAGGAGGAAGUGGACAUUCUGAUGAGCAGUGACGUGUACUCGGCCACGCUCUCCACAAAGUCCAUCACGUUCUCCAGAGCACAAACCGGCUGGCUCUUCAGAGAAGACAAGACGGAGCGUGUCGGAAACUUUUUGGCGGAUUUCUACUCUGUGAACGGCCUGGUGCUGGAGUCCAGGAAGAGGCGGGAGCAUCUGAGCGAGGAGGACAUCUUAAGGAACAAAGCCAUCAUGGAGAGUCUGAGCAAAGGAGGGAACCUCAUUGAUCAAAACUUUGAGCCUGUGAGGAGACCAUCUCUAACCCCGCCUUCACCCAACACCACAUCCUGGGAAGAGUACAUCACUGCUGACAAUGGAAAAGCUCCUCACCUGGGCAGAGAGCAACUCUGCAAGGAGAGCAAGAAACACUUCAAGGCCACCAUAGCCAUGAGUCAAGACUUCCCCCUGAGCAUCGAUUCGUUAUUGAAUGUUCUGGAGGUGAUCGCACCCUUUAAGCAUUUUAAUAAACUCAGGGAGUUUGUGCAGUUGAAGCUCCCUCCUGGCUUUCCUGUCAAACUCGACAUCCCCGUUUUUCCUACCAUCACAGCCACCGUGACUUUUCAGGAGUUUCGCUACGACAGCUUUGAUGAAACCAUUUUUACCAUCCCUAGCGAGUACAAAGAAGACCCCAGCCGCUUCCCUGACCUUUAACCCACUCUGGCGGUGGGGUCGAUGUUUAUGAAGGCAACAUCACGCUGCAAAAAUAUCCAACUCCUCCCCCACAACCUUACGGUUCCUACCUGCUAAAUGCUAAAUGAACGUCUCUCCACAGCCACCUGAAGAAAAAAAAAAAAACAUGAUGCCUAGUACAGUAUGUAAAGCUAUGUUUCCACCACGUGGGACAGAAGGGAUCACUUGAUAGUGGCAUUGGGACACAACAUUAACUUUUACAAGUGUACUGUAUUUAACAGUAUCUUCUUCCUGGCAAUUGGAAAGCAAGCUUUGUUAAUUGGGGGAACAAAUCACAAUUUAUGUCACCCAAUCACCAAAUUGCACUGUAUUUAGCUCCCAUCUUUUCACAGCCAUAACACUGUGGAAGGGUGUGCCAAAAAUGUGGCACAGCGCCAGCCCCCCACCCCUUUUUCUUUUUUUUUUAAAUACCCUUCCGAUCUUUGACAGUGAAUACGCAAGCCAAAUGAUGGAAACAGGAGUUGCGUGUGAUUUUCACAAGAGACAAGUGUUUGUGGUUCUGGCCUCCUAACACGCAGCAAUCGUAUGAUGCAAAGGUGUGGAUACACUUUUCUUUUGUCAUGUGUUAACACAGUUAGGCAUUUCCUCAGAUGCAUUCACACUAAUUAAAAAUAAAAGGUACUGUACAGGGUGUUGCCCCAAAGAUGAGACAUUUCAUAGGCGAAUAGUAUAAGUCAAUUCUUACUGAAGCGCACCUGCGACACUCAUGAGGGUAGAUGGUUAAGAAGAUGGAUGGAUGAUUUCAUUUUUUUUACAAAGUAUCUAAAAAUGAACCAAGUAUAAUUUUCAACUUCAUUUUCAAGUUUGUUAGUGUUUGUUUGACAUUUGCUGUUUUUCAGGGCAACUAAUGCCACUACUCACUAUCUCAAAACAAGAGUGUCGUGUGUAUUCCUGUUUAAAGUAAAACAUUCACCAGCUUGAAUGGAAAUUUGGACAAAACACAAGAAAAUUAAUUCUAAGAGGCAAAAAUUCAACUUGUCUCAAGCGGUGCACAUAUUGAACAUUUGAAAAACGGUGAAAUUGAUGAUAUAAUCUCGAGUAAAGUAUUAUCCCUUCAAAUACUGUAUGUUAGAAUUUUGAGAAAUGUUUAAUUCUCAUGAUGAAGCCUCUGUAAUUUUGUUUGCCUGAGCCUGAGUGACUCAGUUAUUUGUAUUUCAAAUUAUAUCAAUUUGAGGGGAAAACACCUUGUACUUGUACAUUGUUUUUUUUUAGCACUCUGUUUUUCUAGAAUUUACUAAAUCUUUUGGCACAUGUAACUUCUGAGCUAUUUGCUUUCCUUCUUAAAUGCACAAUUCUCAAGCUUAAAAGGUGGCGUGUGAAAUGUUCUGAAGCAGAGGCAGUGCUAUAAAUGCUGCAGUUUUUUUUUAUGGUACCAUGUAGUUUGUUUCUUAUGUCACCUUUAUCUGCGCCAAAACUAGUUUGUAUAAUGAGUAGCUGUUGUGAGGAACGAAGAAUUGUUAUUUUUGUUGGCUUUCAUUUUACACAAACGAAAGCCUUCUGCACAAUCUGUUCAUGUUCUUGAGAGUCACAGUUUCUUCCUUUUGGUGUUUGUCCUCUUGUAUUCAACUCAAGAGUUGUGCGGGGGGAUAUGGGGGUUCCCAUUUUGUCACCUGACUUGAUCCAACAUACUGGAUUGUAAUAUGGUGGAAGUUGCUAUUUUUGUAUAUAGAUGUUUUUAAAGAAAAAAAAAUCUCUUAAUUCUCUUGUUUGUUCUUUUGAGAAGUAAAUCAAACCACACGCACACU
Messenger RNA from Hippocampus zosterae (dwarf seahorse), 3626 nucleotides. RefSeq names its product ankyrin repeat domain 13C (gene ankrd13c). The transcript has 13 exons. Gene Ontology annotation, cellular component: cytoplasm. NCBI's taxonomy places the organism in Eukaryota, Metazoa, Chordata, Actinopteri, Syngnathiformes, Syngnathidae. Bases 268 to 1842 code for a protein of 524 amino acids. Gene Ontology annotation, molecular function: protein binding. The record is from RefSeq and is a predicted model, not a curated record.